Ylistrum balloti is the source of this 7261-nucleotide messenger RNA. RefSeq lists its product as uncharacterized. Gene Ontology annotation, cellular component: nucleus. Gene Ontology annotation, biological process: DNA repair. The transcript is spliced from 9 exons. Gene Ontology annotation, molecular function: catalytic activity; DNA binding. The record is from RefSeq and is a predicted model, not a curated record. Bases 24 to 3152 code for a protein of 1042 amino acids. NCBI's taxonomy places the organism in Eukaryota, Metazoa, Mollusca, Bivalvia, Pectinida, Pectinidae.
GGCCACAUGCGUUGUACGUUGCAAUGCAGCCGUUCGUGCUGCCGACAAUCAUCCAUGACCCUGAUGCCCAAGAUGAUGAUGAAGAAGAGGCUGGAUUAUCAGAUGAUGAUGCUGUUAGAGUGGAGGAGGGCCAGGAAGAAGAAGGCUUUGACUAUGCAGACCCCAAUUUUGAAGACUCUGCUGCUUACAGAUACGAUGAUGAUCACAACAAACCUGUUGAUCUGGAUAACUCAGACGAGGCUCUGCUUGGUGAAAAUGUGGGGUACAUGGACGACAUGCCCGCUGCAGAUCUGGAACAACAGAAUAUUUACACAGAUGACCAUGCUUAUGCUGAUGUGGACGAUGCAAGGGAGUCGACAACCAGUGAUGUUGUGUUUAUACAACCGCCUCCUGUUCAGAUCAGAGGAGACCACACAUAUGACAUAUCACCCAUGCUGCAUGAUAAGAACUUGCCAGAGGGAUGGAGUCGACGCGUGGUUCAGCGACUAAAUGGCAAAUCAGCUGGGAAAUAUGAUGUGUAUAUAUACAGUCCUUCUGGAAAAAAGAUGAGAUCUAAAACGGAGCUGGCUACAUUUGUGCAGGAGAAACAGCUUGACCUGGAUGUGGAAGCCUUUGAUUUUACAGUAAGAGGUAAACAUCACAGCACGAAUCAAGGAAGUGUUACCAGGAAGGGUCAGAAAAAAUCCAAGACAGAGAAACGUGAGAAACAAACUGUUACAUCUCCUAGUGCUAGAUCUCCUGUGAAAACCAAAUUGACUCCAAAGUCAACAACAAAAACAUUAAAAGCAUUAUCAAAAACAACAAGUAAAGGUGGUAAAAUGAAAGCUUUGAAACAGGAUAAAUCACCGAAAUCUGAGAAACUCGAAGUCAAAGAGACAGCUAAAGGAAAAGUGAAAGGUUCUACAAAACUCAGUCGGAAAAGGUCAAGAUCACUGUCUAAGAAAGAUUCACCAAAGGAAGAGACAAAGUUUGAGCAAAUUAAAACUUCACCGCAGUCUGGUAAGCGUAAAAACAUUUCACCCAAGAAAACGCUUGCACAGAAACUUGUGAUUAAAAUGGCAUUUGGUCCUGGUGUGAAACGGAAAGGUGAUGCUGAAGAUGAAGGUCCUGUAAAGAAAAAGAAAAAGAAAGUGAAAGGAAGAGGUCGUGGUCCAAAAACAAAAUCGUUGGAUGAUAAUGAAGAGGAUUCUGUGGUGGAUGAUAAAGUGAAAUUAUCCUUUAGUGAUCAAGAAGAAGUAAACAAAUUUGAUACUUUUAAUGAAAAAUUAGACUCUCCAACAAUGGAUGAUGAGUAUAAUGAUUUGUUUCCUGAUGAAAACAUGAACUCACAACAAUCUCCAGUGUUAAAUCCUCACGCCUUAGUGCAGUCAAGCAUUACUCAUUCAUUGUCUGAUGAUCUAAAGAAAAGAGAACUGGGGAAGAAAGAUGUUAAGAAGCGGAAAUCCCAUGGUGAUAAUAUUUUUGACUUAUUUCAAAAUGUUGGUGUGGACAGUAAUAAUGUGUGUGAUAGCAGUGCUGAUGAAACUGAACCAGUCCCAGUAAUAUCUGAACCAGACAAGGUUGAAUCUGCCAAGGUGGAAUCAGAUCGGCGACCUUCACGACAAAGAAUCCGCAGCAAGCGAUAUAGUUCUGAUAUAUAUAGUGUUGAUGAACCAAAAGUUCAACGGAACACAUCAAGAAGACAGUCUGCUACUAUGUCUCCCUCUGUAUCAAAGACUCCCAAAGUCAGUUCUGAUUUGGAAGGUACAGCUGUGUUGGGGGGCCCGGUCAUUAAUGUUGAAGCCAACAGUGUCCAGCUACCUGGUGGUAUUGCCCUCAGUGAUAGUAUGGUCAGUGGUGCUACAGCCCCUGGUUUGGUCAGUGCUGAUAUGGUCAGUGGGGCAAUGGUCAGUGGUGGGAUGAUGGCUGGGGAGCUAGUGAGUGGUGUUUAUGUUAUGGCAAGUGUUGUUGCCGCUAAUCCUGAAGGGAUUGAUAUGUCUCAAGUAGUGACACCUGCUUAUACGUACUGUCUGGGAAGUCCUGAAGGAACAAACUUAUAUACAACAGCAGAUCAAGUGGAUGCUAACCCUGUGGUUUCUGAAAGUGAUACCAUUCAUGGAAUAAUAGAUUCUAAAAGCAAUGAAACGCAAUAUGACAGCACAGUUGACCCUCAUGACACAGAUACAAAUCCGGACACAUCGGAUAAAAUUUCUGCUAAAAUUGAAGAGAAAUGUUUGUCUCCAUCAAAGUCAUCUAUCAAAUCACCUGUUAAGAGUUCACCUAUUAAAUUUUCACCUGUAAAGACCUCACCUCUUAAGAUUCCUUCUGCACAAAGUACACCUGUAAAAAACUCUUCAAAAACUGAAAACAAAUCUAGUGUCUCAUCGGGAGAAACAAAAGCAAAGUUCAGUGCUUCUCCUGUGGAGAAUUUAGACAAUUUAUUUACAUUUAUUAAGAAUGUUCCAGUAUCACCACGGCAACAAAGAAGAGCCAGUAUUGAGGAAGGUCCGAGAUUUUCACCACAUCUGUCAAGUCCUGAAAGGUCAAGGUCAAGGAGUGUGUCUAUAUCGGCUGCAUCUACUCAGCUUGCCAGUGAUGAAAUCAGUCAUGUGGAAGACAUCCCGUCAGAUUCUGAGGAUGCUGACUAUACACCAACACAUCGUCUGUCAGCGGAGGUAGAGAGUAAGUACUUUGUCCAUGGAAAAUUCCUUCCUCGUCCGGAACUCCACAGAGAUACGACGUGGGUACCUCCUAAGUCUCCCUUCUGUCUGAUACAGGAAAGUCUGUACCAUGACCCCUGGAAACUCCUUAUUGGGACCAUUUUCCUAAACAGGACCACAGGCAAGGCAGCUAUUCCUCUUCUGUGGAAGUUUUUCAACAAAUGGCCAAAUCCAGAUGCGACAAGGAAAGCAGAUGCUGCUGCCAUUGCUAAGCUUCUUACUCCUCUUGGGCUUCAUGAAAAACGAGCAAAAAUCAUCAUUCGGUUUUCUGAUGAGUACCUUACAAAAGAGUGGACCUACCCAGAAGAACUGCAUGGAAUUGGGAAAUAUGGAAAUGAUUCUUAUCGCAUGUUUUGUGUUAAUGAAUGGAAAAAGGUUCAACCCAAGGAUCACAAGUUGAAUGACUACCACAACUGGCUUUGGGCCAACCAUAAGCAGCUAGGAAUUGAUUGAAGAGGCUUGCCUGGAUUGGGAGCUUAUAUUGGAACCUUUAACUUCUAUAGAUCAGAGGCCAUGAUUCAGACCACUCUUUAUCAUUUAAACUUUAAAAUGGCAGUUUUACUUUGUUCACUAUGUUUGCUCUUUUGUGAUUAACAAAUUCACUGAUUGAAUUGACUACCUGGAAAUUAUGUGAAUAUAGAAAACACUGUUCUGAAUUUGCAAUGUCUGUAUUAUGUAAUUGAGAUUUCAUUGUGUUAAAAAUGUUGUAUUUUAUAUACAAGAAGAGGUUGAUAUCCUGAAGAACUUAGGAAAACUUGCUGCAAAUCUCUACAGCACUGAAGUCUCUUGACAUAUCAAUAAACUUUGUACAGGACUGCCAUUCUAAUUGCAUCAACUUGGCACAGCAUGGAAUGUUUGAACCUGUCAACUAGGUACAGCACUACAGGUGUCAACCUGUCAACUUGGUACAGCACUGCAGGUGUCAACCUGUCGACUCUGUACAGCACUACAGAUGUCAACUGAUCAACUCUGUGCAGCACUACAGAUGUCAACCAUCAACUUUGUAUAGAAAUGCAAGUGUCAUCAGUGAACUCUGUACAGCAAUGUUAGUGUCAAUUAUCAACUUAAUUUAGCCCUGCAAGUGUCAACUAUCAACUCUGUAUAGAAAUGCAAAUGUCGUCUGUGCACUCUGUACAGCAAUGAAAGUGUCUACUGUCAACUUAAUAUAGCACUGCAAGUGUCAACCUGUCAACUCUGUACAGCAAUGCAUGUCUGCACCAAGUGUUUACCAAUAAUGUAUAGUAUUGUAAAUAUCAUAUGAUUGGAGAUUCUCACACAGAACCUACUGGACUGAGUUAUCAGCGACACUUGUGUUCUUUGUAAGUGCCCUAGAAAGUUUGUCUUCAAUCUAAAUCAGUAUUAGUGACGACUGUUAAGUGACUGGAAUCUGACAUUUCCAAAUAUAUUGAAUGUGUUCUAGUUCUUGUAAAUAGUAAUCCUGUUUAUGUAAUCUCUGUAGACUGUCCCACAGAUCCUGUUUAGUGAUAAGUCGCCGUAUGGAAACAAAGAAUAGAAUUUAGUAUGCCUUUGUAAAGAAAAGCAUGUGAAAAUUUGUUAUUAGAAUUUGUAACAUAUCCAAUUCAUUAAAAGUAAUUAUAGUCAGUGUUAGCUCCUGAGAUUCGUCAAUGAGCUAUACCAUCAGACUGUUGUUUAAAUGUCUUUUAAAUGUGUGAUAACCCGCCAAUUACACUGUAAGUGAUGUUAAUAUAUCCCAGCAGAAGUCUUUCACGUAGAAUUUUAAGGUCCUUAAGCUAGUACUGCAUCAGAGGAUGAUCUUUGCAUUAUCAUGACAACUAAAGAAGGCAUUGUGCAUAUUAAGCAUUUCUUGAUGUUAAAAAUAUUUAACUGCAAUUCAACUUUUCUGUUUAAAAAAAGUUGCAUUAACUUUCGAUCCAGAAGUUUUACAAGACACAGAUUUCUUGUAAUAAGAAAACUCCUGAUAUAAAGGAUGUACUUUAAAAGUUAAAUUCCAGUUGCAUUGUUUUAAGAAAAUAUAAACAAAUGCUGUUUGAUGCUGGUUACAGUAUUACAUGUUUUCAAUGUUAUAAAUCUUGUGUUUUCAAAUAGUCUAAGGGAGACAACUUUUCUAAUCAUGAGGUAUUUUUUUAAAUUUUCAUUGAAAUUUCAUAUGAGGAUUGAAUUUAAGCAGGAUGUAUUAUGGCAGGUUAUGUUUUUCUUGAAAACUUAAAGGAGUGAUAUCUAUUGUUGUUGCUACAAUGUUAAAUGUUAUUUAAUGUUAUUUAUAUAUUACAAAUAAUUUAAUGACAAGUUUUAACUCUAUCCUUGAAUGUGAAAUUUAAUCAUCCAGUUUGGUGCAUUUUUCCCUUUUUUUUUAUAAUUUGAAUUUUAGUAUGAUGUAUAGUAGGAUGUACCACUUUCAUUGAUACAAACAUUACAGUCAAUUAACUCAUUUUGGUAUAAAAAUACUAAAGUUCUGAUAAAUAUCACAAUUUAGAUGUCAGUGUCCGUCCAUAUUUGAAGCGUGUAAUUUAUCAAUUUUCAAAAAUAUUCACCUUCUUUAUUUCAUACGCUAAUGCAUGUAUCAGUAAUCAAUAUUGAAAAAUGAAAUUAACAUUAUGGCAUGAAGUCUUUCUUUAUCUAAUGGUGGAUAUCAGUUUAAAUUUUUGUUUAUUUUUUUCUGUCUUUUAUUUAAAUGUUUCAUAGCUUUUAAAUCUCAAAUUUCAAAAUUUUAUGUUUUAAAAAAGACAAAAUUUAUUAUCAACUAGAACUUUGAACUAAAUUUAUUUAACUGCAAGUUUGAAAUAAGGUAUAUAUCAGCUGAUAUUUCUGUUGGUGUUGACCAGGAUGGAAGCUUCUUCUUAGGGGCACUGAAAAACAUGUGGUCAGUCAGGUGAUCUUUUAGCAUCUCUGAUAGUGAAGGAAAUGUAAGUGAAAGGUGAUAGCAUUACCACUGUGUUGUUCUGUCUUUCACAGUUGCAGAUUUUCAUUUCUGAAAAUAUAUAUUUAUACAAGCCGUAUCUCUUUCACAUUAAUCACUGAAUUUACUAAAUCUUCACUUAAAUUAAUGUUACAGCAUGCACUAGCAUACAUCUAUAACAGUGUCUGGUAUUGUGUCUAUUUAGCUUGUUAAAUUUUCUCUGUAUGUGCUUUUAGCACAGUUUAUGAAAUAAUAAAUGCUGCUUUUCUUUAUAAUGUAUAUAUCCUGCUAAGGAUGUUUAUACAGAAAGUAAACAUGUGAUACUCAAACGUAGUUAUCAGUAAAGUUUGAUUUGGAGGCGUGUAUUUCUCACAGGCUUGUUUUAGAGAUUGUUCAUUUCUCAUAGAAAUUGUAUCGAAGGAGUAUUUAUUUAUUCUCUACAACUGUGUAUGUCCAAUGUCUACUAUAAUUAGGUCACCUUUAUGGCAUUCAUGCUCUCAUAUUUGACAUCCUGGCAUCCGUCAUUCUGCAAGCUUACUAUUUAAAUAACUCCUAUAAAGACUAUUUUUUUCUGACUGAAUGUUGUAUAGAAUGUUUCUUGGCUAGAAGAUUCAUAAUUGUUAAAGUUCAUCUGUGACUCCUCUAUAGACAGAUAGGUGUAGAGAACUAAGGCAAUGCUUUGGAAGGCCUCUCAUUCAGAACCUUAUUUAUUGAAUAGGAUUCCUUGGUGCAGUAAAUUAUCAGUAGAAAUUGUCUUGUCAGCAAACAGAAAGUCUCUUAGUAAGGGUCAAUAUUGUUACAGUUACAGUAUCAUUAUGUUAAUUGUUGUAUUUAUUUUAUUCCUUCGAUAUGCUUUAUGUCUGACAUAUGGUAGAGUUUAGAGCUUCUCAGAUGUUUUUGAACCUUUGCAGUAUAUUAAAGAUAUGUAAAAAAUCAUAUGCUAGUCAUAUUUUACUGUGUAAGGUGUUGAUAAUUUGUUAAUGUUUUCAUUUGCUGUGCUUCAAAACUCUGAAGUGUUUUUACUGAGUUAAUGUGCUAUUUUUACAGUGAUCUGUUUAACCACAGGGGCUGGAUAUAAAUAAUUAUCAAAUUGCAAUUGUAUCAACAGAAUUAUGUUUCUAUAAUCUAUUUUUAGGAUUUGUCUGAUUAUUGUGUUAUAUUAGGAUCAGAUUCACAGAUAUUUCUUGUCUUGCCACUCUGUUAUAGAUCAGCUGUGAUUAUAUAUAUUUACACUUAUAUGGUGUCUGGUCCCUGUGUAUCUGAAGUUAGAAAGAUCAGUGUUGAAAAUAGUCACAUCUGUUAUUUGUGUGUGCCCAACACAUCUUCAUAAAAGGUUGGAUGAGUAACUUCAUUAAUUCACAAGCAAAGAAGUAAAAAGUUAGGAAGCUAAGUGUAGCUUUCUUUGGUAAGCUUCGUGAAGAAAUUCAUAUAUUGUAAAUCAUUAAUCAUUAAUUCUUGUUUCCAAUUUCCACUUAACCGUUGUACAUAGCUAUCAUCACUGUAAAUAGCAUGAAGUGUACAUAGCUAGUUAGAUGUCCUGUUUCUCAUUUAUAUGCCUACUUUUAACCCAUAUUUGUUAUCCAUAAAGUUGCUGUUUUUAUCGCUAAUCAACUUUAUAAGUGUUAUAUGAUAUAGAUGUAGUACUGUCUUGUAAGGAAAUAAAACAAAACCUGCAAAUACAUAA